CGCAAAAUACUUUUAGCCGGCAAUUAUUUGAAUGUUAACGAAUUAAUUGAUCUAAUUUGAUAAGUUUUGACCUUUUUCACCCAAAAUUCACAAUUAUUAUUCCCACUAUAUGCUCAAUCCGAUCCCUGGCAAAUUAAUCAGUCUAAUUCCAUUGCUCUCCGGGGAAUUUGAAUUUGCCACAGCAAUGUCCACAAAGUUGAUCACAUAUUUUUCCUGCUUGCUGCUUGUCGGUUUGCUAAGUGCACACGUGCAAAGUGCCAAUAUUACAACGAGAGUUCCCUUUAGAUUUAGGAAUCGUAGAACAACCACUACUGAAGUUCCAACUACCACUUCAACGUCAACCCCUGAAUCAACAACAACAUCAACCACUGAACCAACGACUACAACAACAGAAGCUGCAAAAAUUAAUAAUAAGACUUGUGGAGAGAAAACAGGUGAAAUUUACCCAUGGAUAGCCAUUCUGGAGCAUUCUCAUCCGAAGAAUAAAAUGAAAAAGAGAACUUUGAGCAAAGGUGUGCUCAUUUCGGAUCAAUUUGUACUCACAACUGUAUCCAGCAUCCAUAAUUCCCAUCCCUUUUGGAUCGUUACUCGCGUCCGCUUGGGAGAAUUCGUGGACGGUCAAGGAAAUAAAAAUACAUCACAGCGAAUUUCGUUAAAAGUUGAUGAUAUUUUUUUGCACAGUAGUCGCGAUCUUGCACUGAUUAAAUUGGAAAAGCCCGCCAAUCUCACGAGAUUCAUUCGCCCAAUUUGUUUGCCAAAUUCUGAGAAUUACAACUUCCGUGAGAUGCACUUCCAUGUAUGCAGGAAAUCAAAUCAAAUUGGUCGUAACAGCUACUCUGAGCAAACUAUGCCAGCCAGCCCACUUACACCGCAGGAUUGUUCAACACUUUUCCAUCGCAAAACAGCGGAAUUUUCCGUAAAAGAAGAAUUCUGUGCAUGGGAUGAACGCGGAGAUACGUGCUAUGGGGAUUUGGGUGGACCCCUAAUGGGUCUCCAUGAUGGACGCUAUCAGGUCAUUGGACUUAGUUCCUAUGCACGUUAUCAAAAGCCAAUUAAUGAUGAUGUACUACCUGGAAUAUAUACGAGAGUUGGAGCACAUCUUGAUUGGAUUAAUGCAAUCAUUUCAAAUCCGUAAAGGAUUUAUAUAAAUUUCGUGUAAUGCUUUAAGCAGGAUUUUCUUAUAUUUUUUUUUAAUAAGAAAAAACGAAAAGAACCGGAAUGUUGAUCCUGUUUUUAUUCAUAUUUACAAUAAAAAAAAUCAAUUUGGCAUGACUUUGAAUGAACACAAGUUUGUGAAUAUCAGGCACAUUAAAUCUAUUCAUUUAUUCAGUCACGUUCAUUCAUAAAAGCCUCUCUUUUAUUAUACAACAAGGUACCUCUAAAAUAUCUGAAUAAUAAAGAAGAAAAUUUGAACGAUAUUAUAAA
This is a messenger RNA of Lutzomyia longipalpis, 1425 nucleotides long. Its product is annotated as CLIP domain-containing serine protease B4-like. The transcript is spliced from 3 exons. Gene Ontology annotation, molecular function: serine-type endopeptidase activity. The record is from RefSeq and is a predicted model, not a curated record. Bases 110 to 1135 code for a protein of 341 amino acids. Gene Ontology annotation, biological process: proteolysis. NCBI's taxonomy places the organism in Eukaryota, Metazoa, Arthropoda, Insecta, Diptera, Psychodidae.